GUUGAAACUAGUUGCUUCCAACGAAAGUAGGCUAGAAUGUUAGGUAAUUAAGUCGAAAAAAAAAAAGAAAGAAGAAGACGAACUGACUGUAAGAGUGAAACCCACCGACAGCUGGAUCGCAGACAUGCAUCACUUACGAUGCCGUGAAUCGAGCGUAUAUUGAAGCGAGAAAACGCAUCAAUGUGGCGCAACCCAAGAACAAAAUGUGGAGACCAGAGGAUUUAGCCACAGUUGGAGAACUUUUAUUGGAUAUCAGUGCAAAUCUUGUACAAACAUAUGGCCUAACUUUCGAAGAAAUCGAAAAAAGUCUACCCUUAAUUGAUACUUCGAAAACCUUAAUUCGCGAAGUAUGCCCUGCUUUUUUGAGUAAUGUGGAAUGUCGUGCUGGUAAAUAUAGAAGAAACGAUGGCUUGUGCACAAAUUUACAAAAUCCAACAUGGGGUGCCACAUUAGCGCCCUUCCAAAGAGUGCUGAGUCCACGAUUCGCGGACGGUUUAACGGCGCCUAGAAUAUCGGUAACCAGUCAUGAUUUACCAUUAUCACGCAUAGUGUCACGCACUAUGCAUCCUGACGAGGGUUAUCACGAUCAUGCUGGCACAGUCAUGGUCAUCGCCUGGGGACAGUUUAUGGAUCACGACUAUACGCUAACUGGAACGCCUCUAGAUCCUCUGAACCGAAACGACCCGGAGGAAUGUUGCCAUCGGCCACCGCACCUGAAGAAUCCUUAUUGCAACGAGAUUCUUAUACCGGAAGACGAUUAUUUCUACAGACUAUUCAACGUGAAAUGCAUGGACUUCGUUCGCGCCUUUCCUGCUGUUCGACCUGGAUGCCGACUCGGCUCCCGUGUGCCUUUCAAUCUUCUUACCGGUGUGCUCGAUGGGAACACAGUAUAUGGAAUCACGGAAUCAUUCGCUAGGAAGCUACGAGCUGGUUAUGGAGGAUUGUUACGCAUGAAUCCAGUGUUCUCAGAAUACGGACUGAAGGAUUUAUUACCGCUCAAGCUGGAUAUUCCAGACGAGGGAUGUACUCGGCCGAAUCGAUCGAUGUACUGUUUCGAGGCGGGUGAGAUAAGAGUGAACGAACAGCUAGUAUUAACCUGCAUGCACACUUUAAUGGCACGUGAGCAUAAUCGAAUUGCAAAGACGUUAAUUCAAAUAAAUCCUCAUUGGGACGAUGAAACGCUGUAUCAAGAAGCAAGAAGAAUCGUUAUUGCUGAAAUUCAACAUAUCACUUAUAAUGAAUUUCUACCCAUUUUACUUGGCAAAGAUGUCAUGGAAAAAUUUGGACUUCUCCUUGAAAAAAAUAGCUAUUGGGAUGGUUACGACGAAAGCGUGAAUCCAUCUGUGAUUGAUGCUUUUGCCUCUGCAGCCUUCAGAUUCGGACACUCAUUAUUGCCAACGGCAGUAGAAAGGUGGAGUAAAGCUCAUAAAUUUAUUGCUUCGAAGAGACUAUCAGAUUUGAUUAGAAGACCAUUUGAUUUAUAUCGUGCUGGAGUUUUCGACGAAUAUAUUAUGGGAUUGAUGAAUCAAGUUGCUCAAGCUAUGGACGAUUCUAUUACGCAAGAAGUGACAAAUCAUUUAUUUAAAAAAGUUGGAGCUAAGUUUGGAUUGGAUCUGGUUUCAUUUAAUAUGCAACGAGGACGUGAAUUUGGUAUUCCAAGUUAUAUGGAAUUCAGAAAAUUCUGUGGACUUCCUUGGGUAGACACUUUUGACGAGUUACACGGUUCUAUGCCAAAUGAGACAAUCAGACGCUAUAGCUCGAUUUUUGAGCAUCCAGCUGACGUCGAUCUCUGGUCCGGUGGUGUAUCUGAGAGACCACUUCCGGGUAGCAUGCUCGGGCCAACCUUCGCCUGUAUAAUCGCCACGCAAUUCAGUUAUUCCCGUCGAGGCGACCGAUUUUGGUAUGAGUUGCCGAACCAGCCAUCGUCCUUCACUCUCGAUCAAUUGAAUGAGAUCCGAAAAAUAAAACUCGCUAGAGUGAUCUGCGACAACACGGAUUUGAUCGACACUAUACAGAUUUAUCCCAUGGUAUUACCCGAUCAUGAAAUAAACCCACGAGUACCCUGUCGAAGCGGCGUCCUGCCUAGUAUGGAUCUAACCAAGUGGGCAGAAUUCCCAACCGCGAAUCAUGCUCAAUACACGUAAAAAUUUAGCGAAUCUAUCGCCUAGACCAGAAAACCAUCACCAAUGUAGUGAACAACAGUUACGAGCCAAGAAGCACGACUCUUAGGCACUCCUUUUACUCUGAGACACAUUACGGUAUUGUAGCGUAGGAAAUUAUAGAUAAACCUGCAUGUUCCAUUUCGAAUCAGCUUUAGGGACAUAGAUGCAGACAAAUGCAACACAGAUGCAAUUAUAGACAUCCGAAUAGACAACAUUCUAGCGACUUUAAUUAAAUGAAUAUUCCUAGAGAUUAAUUUAUUUUAUCAAACUAGAAUUAUAAUCUAUAUUCGAAACUAUAAAUUAUGAUGUCGACGUAGUCUCUCUUUUAUGUGUCUUUUUUUAUACAUUUUUUUUAUAAUUUUAUAUAUGUAUAAAGAUUAAUUUUAAGAAAUUCACGACGUUUACGAAUAUAAACGCCAUAAUCUAAUUGCUUUCAUAUUAUGAUUUAACCAGGAUUUUUGUAACAUAUCUUUAAAUAAGAAUGGCGUAAUGCAUGCACAAUCAUGACACUUUGUGCAUUA
This is a messenger RNA of Apis laboriosa (Himalayan honeybee), 2683 nucleotides long. It is a transcript of the gene cysu, whose product is annotated as chorion peroxidase. Bases 204 to 2144 code for a protein of 646 amino acids. The transcript is spliced from 16 exons. Gene Ontology annotation, biological process: response to oxidative stress. Lineage: Eukaryota; Metazoa; Arthropoda; Insecta; Hymenoptera; Apidae. The record is from RefSeq and is a predicted model, not a curated record. Gene Ontology annotation, molecular function: peroxidase activity; heme binding.